AUAAAACCACAGUGAAAUUUGAAAGGAGGUAUGAAAAGGAGUCACAUGCCUGACCAACAAGCUACAGGAAGAGAAUUUUGAUAUGUGUGGCAUAAGACUGUAAUGGUGUUAUAUGACCUUCCACAACCAUUUCCUCCCGAACACCAUCCCUUAAUCUUCUGGCUCAAUGGGCUCCAGCCAUACAAGCUCAUGGAUGCUACUCAAACAUACCAUACCUGACCCUGAAGGACUUCGCAUCUGUUUUUCCCACUUCUGGAAAGCCUUUUUUCAAAAUACCCACAUGACUUUAUAGCACAACUCCAUAACUCCAAAACUUCUUUUGUACGCUUUAUUUUUCCCUUCAGUAUUUAUCUUCACCUAAAAUAUAAAUGUUUCACUCACGUGUCUUCUUUUUUGUCUGCAUCCCUGAUGAGAGUCAAGUAACAUGGCCCUGCUCUUCCCACAGGUUCUUUCAGCAGAAGCACUUAUGGACCCUGUACUGGGCUCUGUGACCUUUGAGGAUGUGGCUGUAUACUUUUCCCAGGAGGAAUGGAGGCUUCUUGAUGAGGCUCAGAGAUGCCUGUACCGGGAUGUGAUGCUGGAGGUCUUUGCGCUUUUUGCAUCAUUGGGUUGUUCAGGUGGAGCAGAGGAUGAGGAGAUACCUUCUGAGCAGAAUGUUUCUAUAGAAGUGUUACAAAUAAAUACUCCAAAGGCAUAUCUGUCCACCCAAAAGGUCCAUCCCUGGGAGAUGUGUGGCUUGGACUCAGAAGGUGAUUUGCAUCUAGCUGAGGACCUGGGAGCAAACCCUGAGCAGAAACUAUGUGGGGCAUGUGGGAAAUUUCACCAGCACCAAAACCAGCACAGUGGAGAGAAACUCUUCAGAAGGAACAUGGACAAGGCCUCCUGUAUUAAGAGCUGUAUAGUCCAUGUGUCAGAGAAACCCGUCACAUGCUGGGAGGCCAGGAAGGACUUCUCUGAUAACCUGAGCCUUCUCCAGCACCAGGUCACUCACAGCCAGGGGAAGCCACAAAAGGACAUUGAGUGUGUGGAGGCCUUUCACAGUGGGCAAAGGCACUAUAAGUGCAGUGAAUGUGGGAAAGCCUUCUGCCGCAAAUACAGACUUGCUCAGCACCAGAGAGUCCACACCGGAGAAAGGCCCUAUGAGUGCAGUGAAUGUGGGAAAACCUUCAGCUACAAACACAUACUUGUUCAGCACCAGAGAGUCCACACUGGAGAAAGGCCUUAUGAGUGCAGUGAAUGUGGUAAAGCCUUCAGCAACAAACCCACACUUGUUCGGCACCAGCGAAUUCACACUGGAGAAAGGCCUUAUAAAUGCAGUGAAUGUGGGAAAUUCUUUAGCCAAAGCUCCAGCCUUAGUGAACAUCAGAGAAUUCACACUGGGUCACGGCCUUAUAAAUGCAGUGAAUGUGGAAAAUUCUUUACCUCCAACUCCAACCUAAUUAAACACCGGAGAGUUCACACAGGAACAAGGCCUUAUGAGUGCAGUGAAUGUGGGAAAUUCUUUAACCAAAGCCCUAGCCUCAUUAAACAUCAAAGAAUUCACACUGGUGAGAGGCCUUAUGAGUGUAGUGAAUGUGGUAAACUUUUUAGCCAAAGCUCUACUCUCAUUAAACACCAGAGAGUUCACACUGGAGCAAGGCCUUAUAAGUGCAUUGAAUGUGGAAAACUUUUUAGCCAAAGCUUUGGCCUCACACAACACCGGAGAGUUCAUACUGGAGAACGACCAUACGAGUGCAGAGAAUGUGGAGAAUUCUUUAGCCAAAGUACCCAACUUACUCAGCACCGAAAAGUUCACACCAGAGAAAGGCCUCAUGAGUGCAGCAAACAUGGAAACGUCUUCAGUCAAAGGUCUUCUCUGAUUGAGCACCAGAAACCUGACAGCCCAGAUAGACCUUAUGAGUGCAGCAACUGUGGGAAAGCCUUGAGCUGAAGGUCUAACCUCAUUCGACACUGGAAAGUUCAUGCUGGAGAAAAGGCCUUAGAAUGAGAUGGUGAAGGUGGGGAAUGAGCUAUCUCCCUAUUUAAUGUAACACGCUGGAGAGCCUUUGUGCGAGAGCCGUCAGCUGGAAU
Ceratotherium simum simum (southern white rhinoceros) is the source of this 2070-nucleotide messenger RNA. NCBI's taxonomy places the organism in Eukaryota, Metazoa, Chordata, Mammalia, Perissodactyla, Rhinocerotidae. The record is from RefSeq and is a predicted model, not a curated record.